Messenger RNA from Coprinopsis cinerea okayama7#130, 2314 nucleotides. RefSeq names its product pre-mRNA-splicing ATP-dependent RNA helicase PRP28. Gene Ontology annotation, molecular function: RNA helicase activity; RNA binding; ATP binding. Gene Ontology annotation, cellular component: catalytic step 2 spliceosome. The record is from RefSeq and is a predicted model, not a curated record. Bases 68 to 2314 code for a protein of 748 amino acids. Gene Ontology annotation, biological process: mRNA splicing, via spliceosome. NCBI's taxonomy places the organism in Eukaryota, Fungi, Basidiomycota, Agaricomycetes, Agaricales, Psathyrellaceae. The transcript is spliced from 11 exons.
CACGCUUUUGGUAAGAGUCUUCGGUGCUGCAUGACGCGCCGAGUCCGUUCCUUGACUCUGAACGACGAUGAGCAAUAGGUCUGAGCCUCUCUCAAUCGAGGCGUUGCUACAGAAGCAGCGACAAGAAAAAGAGGCUGCUUCAAAGCCCAAGUUCCUAACUAAAGAAGAAAGAGCCAAGCUUGCGAUUGAGCGUCGAGCACGAGAAAUUCAAGAGCAAAAGGAACGGGAAGAAGCUGCUCGUCGAGACCGCGAAGCCCUCGAAAGGGAAGCUGAGGAACUUGAACGCGCACAUGCAAGCAAGUAUCCCAAAUACGACGUCAGAGAACCCAACCGGUAUGGUGACAGGGACAGAGACCGCUACGGUCGUCGAGACUAUGAUCGUCGGGGCCCUCCUCCCUCCGGUCCCGCCAACCGAGGGGGUUACCAAAACAUUCCUACAGGACCUCGAGCGGACAGGAUGAAAGCACAACCUCCUCCCCCUCCUCCUUCAGGGCCAUCUGGUUCUGCUCCGCCUCCUUCGAUGCCUCCUCCUCCUCCUCCCUCCAACGCCACUUCCAGCAGCGGGGGAACUGCCCCAAUUGACUCUGAAAGUUUCGUUCCCGCCCUCACCGAAAACGACCUCACUGCUAUUCGCUCACGCUACCUCGGCGUCGACAAGAAGAAGCGCAAGAUUCGUAAAAUGAAUGAUCGCAAAUUCGUCUUUGAUUGGGACGCCCAGGAUGAUACUUUGGCGGAGGAUUCGAUGAGUGCCGUAGGACAGAAUAGGCAGGGAGCACAAAUCAUGUUUGGAAGAGGGCAUUUGGCGGGUAUGGAUGAUGGUGGAGGGUCUGGUCCUAGGAAAUCUGGUGCAGGUUCUGUACCCGGUCACUUGGCGGAUGCGAUGGAAAGGAGAAGAGCGCUGAAGCAGGGGUAUGACGAUAGGCAUUGGACGGAGAAACCAUUAAACGAAAUGAAGGAGAGAGAUUGGAGAAUCUUCAGAGAAGACUUCAGUAUAUCAGCGAGAGGUGGCAACAUCCCUCAUCCUCUGCGUUCUUGGGAAGAAUCGGAUAUUCCCCAGGUCAUCCUCGACUGUAUUGAGCGCAUUGGUUACAAAGAACCAUCACCCAUUCAACGACAAGCCAUCCCUAUUGGUCUUCAGAACCGUGAUGUUAUCGGUAUUGCAGAAACCGGUUCCGGUAAAACUGCCGCCUUCGUCAUCCCCAUGCUCGCAUUCAUUUUGACUUUACCCAUAUUCACGGACGAUAACCGACACCUUGGGCCCUAUGCACUUAUUCUGGCACCGACCCGUGAAUUGGCCCAGCAGAUUGAGUCUGAGACCAAGAAGUUCGCCACCCCGCUGGGGUACAAGUGUGUUUCUAUCGUCGGUGGUCGAGCCGUUGAGGAGCAACAGUUUAAUCUCCGAGAAGGUGCAGAAAUCAUUAUCGCCACACCAGGCCGUCUGAAGGAUGUCUUGGAGCGACACGUUCUGGUGCUGUCGCAAUGUCGUUACAUUGUCAUGGACGAAGCCGAUCGAAUGGUUAAUCUCGGUUUCGAAGCCGACCUGACUUUCAUCCUGGAUCAACUCCCAACUGAUACUAUGGAGGGUGAAGAACAAGGAGAGAAGAUGGAUGUCGAUGGGGAAACCAUGGUGAAGAAAGGCCGAACCAGAGUAACCACUCUAUUCUCAGCGACUAUGCCACCCGCCGUCGAACGCCUUGCACGUAAAUAUCUCAAGAAGCCGGCGACGAUCACUAUCGGUGAAGCUGGACGCGCUGUUGAUACAGUUGAACAGAAGGUUGAGUUUGUCAAUGGAGAUGAAAAGAAGAAGCAAAGGAUGUUGGACAUACUCAACAGUGGCCUCUACGCGCCUCCCAUCAUCGUUUUUGUCAAUCAAAAGAAGACAGCAGACAUGGUGGCCAAGGAUUUGUCUCGGGCUGGGUGGAGCACUUCGACAUUGCACUCGGGCAAGAACCAAGAACAACGAGAGGCGGCGUUGCAAGCAUUACGAACAGGCGAUGCCGACAUCCUGGUAGCUACUGACCUUGCAGGCCGUGGAAUAGACGUGCAAGACGUUACUCUGGUUAUCAACUACCAGAUGGCCAAUACUAUUGAAGCCUAUGUCCAUCGUAUCGGUCGUACUGGACGAGCUGGGAAACUGGGAACAGCCAUCACCUUCUUGACGAAUGAUGACGACGAAGUCAUGUACGACCUUAAGCAAGAAAUCUCCAAGAGCCCAGUCAGCAAAGUGCCACCUGAGUUGGCCAAGCACGAAGCGGCGCAACACAAGGUUUCGCGGGAGAUGAAGCGGAAGCGAGAGGUUGAGGAUGUGGGUUGA